GUGAGCUCUUUGAUGGUACGAGUGUUUUUGUAAAAAAAAAAAAAUUAGAAAUGUCUCGUGUUUGCGAUAGUAAAUUAUGAUUGCAUUUUAAAAAAAAGGGCAAAUACCGUGGAAUUUCUCAAUAUCUAUCACCUUCAUUUUUUGACCAAGUGACCAAUUCUUUCAACCGUUCAAACGUGGAGAAAGAUCCUUUCCUUCCGCGCUCAACCAUUUUCUCUCCAAAUCUCUUGUUGAAGAAGAAAGAAGAAGAUGAGUAAGCAACAACAGCCGUCCAAUCAACCCCCAAAUCCUGAUCAUCCUCCUUCUCAUUCCUCCGACUACGCUCCAUACCCUAAGCUCCAACCCCACGACAUCGCUCCUCCUCCGCAGCCCGAGACCUGGACAUCCGUCACAAUUGCACCCCAACCCCAACCCCAGUCGAACCCAGAACCCCCUUCUGCUCCUCCUCCUCGGGCGGCGACACACGUCGAAGAGCGGGCUCCUAUCACGGCCGAUGCCGCCACCUCUAUGCCGCAGGAGUCUAACCCCUACGUGGCCCCUCCGGCACCGCCGCCUGCCUCCUCCACCAAGAAUAAGAUGGAUUCAGUGAAAGAUGUUCUUGGAAAGUGGGGGAAGAAGGCUGCGGAAGCUACCAAGAUGGCUGAGGAUCUUGCUGGGAAUAUGUGGCAACACUUGAAAACGGGCCCUAGUUUUGCUGAUGCUGCUGUCGGAAGAAUAGCUCAGGGAACAAAGGUGCUUGCAGAAGGUGGUUACGAAAAAAUUUUCCAACAGAAUUUUGAGACUGUCCCUGAGGAGCAGCUUCUAAAGACUUAUGCAUGCUACCUAUCGACAUCUGCAGGUCCGGUAAUGGGAAUUUUAUAUUUGUCAACUGCAAAGCUUGCGUUUUGCAGUGACAGUCCACUUUCCUACAAAACUGGUGACCAGACUGAAUGGAGCUAUUAUAAGGUGGUUAUUCCAUUUCAUCAGCUUAAGGAAGUUAAUCCAUCCACAAGCAAAGUCAACCCUGCUGAAAAAUACAUACAGGUUAUAUCUGUGGACAACCAUGAGUUUUGGUUUAUGGGUUUCGUGCACUAUGACAGUGCUGUGAAAAAUCUUGUCGGAGUAUUGCAACCUGGCAGCUUGUGAGGAACGCUUUGGGCCAGAUUUGCUAUGUCGUGGAAGAAAGUACAGUAUGUUGGUUGGGUUUUGUUGACUUUGUGGUUUUGAUAGAACUGUAUGGAACAAUUGCUAUAAUAUUGUGUUUUGUGCCUGUGCUGCAGCUGUUUUUGUCUGCGGAGUUAUUGUAAUAUUCUUUUAUUAUAAUAUUUGGGGGUGACAAGGAAGUAACAUUUGUAUAAGUUGUAAAUGACAUUAGUAAUGGUUAUACACCUUUCAUUUGUACGUGGUAAUGAAGAUUUAUAUUGAUGAGUGA
Molecule: messenger RNA, 1411 nt
Organism: Humulus lupulus (European hop)
Lineage: Eukaryota; Viridiplantae; Streptophyta; Magnoliopsida; Rosales; Cannabaceae
Product: GEM-like protein 1
Exons: 4
Coding region: 250-1125 (291 amino acids)
Source: RefSeq, a predicted model, not a curated record